This is a messenger RNA of Nicotiana tabacum (common tobacco), 743 nucleotides long. The record is from RefSeq and is a predicted model, not a curated record. Lineage: Eukaryota; Viridiplantae; Streptophyta; Magnoliopsida; Solanales; Solanaceae.
UCUUUGCGUGGAGAAAGCUCACAAAGAAUUACUCAAAUUUCAUCUCACAAAACUCACUCUGUUGCUAAUGAGCUAGCAUCUGGAAGUAUUAAAGUUAAAAAUGUUGAGGAUUUGGGUGACUGUAACCAUGAAAUUACUGGGUUGUAGCAACUAUUGUACACAUUGAAUUAGGUCGUGGAUGGUGCUAUUUAGCAUGCAAAAAUUGCUCAAAGAAACUAGAAAAAGCGGGGAGUAAAUUCUAUUGUAAAAAAUGCGAGCAGAUUCAAUCUGUCAUUCAUAGACUACAAGUUAAAGUGAUGGAUUGCACCGACACAAUUUCUUUGCUGUUAUGGGAUAAGGAUGCAACUAAGAUUAUCGGAAAGUCAGCAAAUGAUUUAAAGGAUGUUGAAUUUGAGACUUCUGGUGCUGCAGACGACUCAUCAUGUCCAAUGAAGAUAAAAAAUAUUGUUGAAAAAAGGGUCAUGUUUAAAGUUGAGGUUAACAGUUCCAACAAUCAGAAUAAAGAUGUAGUCAUAAGAGUUGUUACACUUACUGACGACGAGGAAAUUAUAAAGAAAUAUAUUCCUUCUCCACAAGAAGAGACGUUCAAAGAUCCAGAUUUCAAUAACAACGAAGUCAUUCAGGAAGAUAACAAAAUCACGGAUUCUACUGAAGAUAAUGAGUUGAUCGAUGUUGCACAUACACCUGCCAAGAUAGGUUUAACUAAUCCUGUAGCAGUGGUUGAAGAAGAUUCGAAUGCAUAG